AUGGCGGAUCUGAAGAGUCUCUUCCUCAUCACGAAACACCCAUCAACGACACAGAUUUUUCUAACUUCUCUCUUCUUUCUCUCUCUCUUCCUCCUCUCCUCUUCCUCUCUCUCGCCUUUCUCUCCCUCCCUGAUCUUCUCGAGCUUCACAUCUCGUCUUCUCACGGCGGCGAAUUUCUUCUCUUCUCCUUCUUCUUCCACUUCGACUGCUUCAGACACAGAUGCGUUCUACUCUGUUUCACCGAGAAGAAUCCGCGUCGAUAACGAGCCGAAGAAGAUGGACUUCGCGAGCAAAGAAUUGACUUCUUGCGACAUAUUUGACGGAAGCUGGGUCUACGACGAUUCCGAGCCGGUUUAUCCUCCUGGGUAUUGUCCUUUCGUUGAAGAUAAAUUCAACUGCUACAAAAACGGCAGACCGGAUUCCGGUUAUCUCCGUCAUCGAUGGCAACCUCACGGUUGCUCGAUUCCAAGAUUCGAUGGGAAGAAGAUGCUGAAGAUGCUGAGAGGCAAAAGACUUGUUUUCGUUGGGGAUUCGUUGAAUCGAAACAUGUGGGAGUCUCUGGUUUGUUCACUUAGGUCAACAUUGGAAGACAAAAACAGAGUUUCAAAGGUUUCUGCAAAACAGAGUAAUCUCCACAACGAAGGCUUUUACGGAUUUAGAUUCAAAGACUUCGGAUUUUCUAUAGACUUCAUCAAAUCACCGUUCCUCGUUCAAGAAUCAGAAGUUUUAGAUGGAUACGGGAAGAGAAAAGAGACGCUGAGGCUUGAUGUGAUCCAACGAUCGAUCAAGAAGAUAUACAAAAACGCAGACAUUGUCAUAUUCAACACUGGUCAUUGGUGGACUCACCAGAAAACCAACGAAGGGAAAGAUUACUUCCAAGAGGGAAAUAGAGUUUACGAGAGAUUAGAAGUGAAAGAAGCUUACACUAAAGCUCUUCAUACAUGGGCUGAUUGGGUUGAUUCCAAUGUCAACACCACAAAAACCAGAGUCUUCUUCGUCGGUUACUCCUCUUCACAUUUCAGAAAAGGGGCGUGGAACGCGGGAGGGCAAUGCGACGGAGAAACAAGGCCGAUAGAGAACGAGACGUACACUGGAGGAUAUCCAUGGAUGAUGAAAGUGGUGGAAUCAGUGAUCUCUGAUAUGAAAACGCCUGUGUUUUACAUGAACAUCACGAAGAUGACUUGGUACCGGACCGAUGGUCAUCCGUCGAUUUACAGAGAGCCAGUGGAUGUCCGAGGAACUUCUUCUGCAGCCGGGAUGUUCCAGGAUUGUAGCCAUUGGUGCUUACCUGGAGUUCCUGACUCAUGGAACCAGCUUCUCUACGCUACUCUGCUAGUUUCACGCGGUUCCGUGCCUUACAAGUCACUUGGAACUCUCUCGUAA
Molecule: messenger RNA, 1383 nt
Organism: Microthlaspi erraticum
Lineage: Eukaryota; Viridiplantae; Streptophyta; Magnoliopsida; Brassicales; Brassicaceae
Source: the annotation of a GenBank genome assembly